AUGCAAUCCGUGCACACGUCGCCCAACCACUCGCGUGCCUCUUCCUCAGCUCAACACCAGCAGCAGCAACAGCAGCAGACGCCGAAGAGUUCGGGACGCCAUCAGAGGCCGCAACGUCAUCUGGCCCAGCAGCAGCAGCAGCGAAAGGCUCUGUCGAUGAGCCCACAGUCGCAGAUGACGUUCGCCAAUUCGUCGCUUUGCUCGUCGCCGUCGGCCAGAAAUGUGCCGAUGCCGCCGGUCGAGUGGCUCAACCAGGUAAACAUUUGAAUUUUAUUUGGAAAUUUGGCUGUUUUAUGAUGCAAUUAGGUUUCAAUAGGUUUUCGUAAAGAACUUAAUUAAACUAACAAAAAAAACGAAAACCCGUACUAAUUUCUCCUAUUUUCAGCUCCACGUUCCAUCGUCGUCGGAGCCGUCGGCAUCCCGUCCAUCCUCGUCCGUCUCGAACUUUUCCUCGUCGUCCGCCACGUCUUCUUCGUCGUCGUCGCCGAUUCCGUCGUCUCCAACUAUGUUGGAAGUGCACGGCGGACGUCGUCUUCGUCAACACCAUCAGAAGAUUCAGGAGCAAAAAGAGGCGGAGCAAGAGCUGAAAGGCGUUCGCGUGUGUCCGCUUCAAUUGAUUGCGGCCGUCGCCUCGGCGUAG
Messenger RNA from Caenorhabditis sp. 36 PRJEB53466, 640 nucleotides. Lineage: Eukaryota; Metazoa; Nematoda; Chromadorea; Rhabditida; Rhabditidae. The record is from the annotation of a GenBank genome assembly.